Acipenser ruthenus (sterlet) is the source of this 2526-nucleotide messenger RNA. Its product is annotated as DNA polymerase alpha subunit B-like. The record is from RefSeq and is a predicted model, not a curated record. The transcript is spliced from 19 exons. Gene Ontology annotation, biological process: DNA replication; DNA replication initiation. Gene Ontology annotation, molecular function: DNA binding. Gene Ontology annotation, cellular component: alpha DNA polymerase:primase complex. Bases 309 to 2135 code for a protein of 608 amino acids. NCBI's taxonomy places the organism in Eukaryota, Metazoa, Chordata, Actinopteri, Acipenseriformes, Acipenseridae.
GCCGUCAUGGGGAACACAGAGAUCCAGUUUCAUAGAUUUUUUCCACACUUUGGCGUAACGCCCCGGUUGCUAUGCAUCUAAUUCCGCCUCCUCCUCUAACCUGCUCCUGGUUGGUUGCUAAGGGAUUGCCGUAAAACUGUUUGAAGACGGCGGGAGAUUUUUGUUUUCGCGGCAGGACGGAGUAGAAGAGUCAGACAGAAUAUUUCAAAUAAAAAUAAAUAAUUAUUAAUGUUAAUUUAAGUAAAUAUAGAUUUAAAAAAACAAGACCGUUAAGGAAAAAAAAAAGAGUUGAAUUUAAACCCAAAGCGAUGCCGGUUCCCACGAGCAAGCAGCUUUCCGAAGAGCUGUCCGUGUUCGAUAUAAAGUGUGAUGACGAUUUGCUGGAUAAAAUGCUGGAGCAGUGCAUCACACACAGGAUUCAGGAGGAUGACGUGGUGCUGGAGUGGGUAGCGUUCAGCACAACACGAGGAGGCCUGGCUCUGUCCCUGGACAACCUGCACCUCUUUGAACUCGAGGUGCUGAAUAAGAAGGUUUGGAAGUCCAGGCAGACUGCAGUGAAGAAGGAGCACCAGAUGUCCAACACCAGAGACUUCAGCAUGCAAGAGCAGAUGCAAGCAGAGGUGGAAGAGGAGGAUUUGUUGGACUCGUACUCGACCCCAGCUAAAGGCUCCCAGAAGAGGGCCUUGUCCACCCCGGAGAAUCCGCAGUCCAAGAGGAUCCUGUCUGUGGCCCCCAGCCCUCGCCUGCUGUUAUCACCAGCCAGCUUCUCCCCCAGUGCCACUCCCUCUCAGAAGUAUGGCUCGCGUGGCGGUCGUGGGGAGGUGGUCUGCUCGUUCGGGGCUGUGCAGGGCACCUGGAGGGGGCUAGGGGACAGCAGUGCCCAGGUGCAGCUCUACCAAGGGGGAAAAGACUCUGUCACCAAGAGCUACAAGUUCAUGUUCCAGAAGCUGCAGGACAUCAGAGAGGUUUUGAUGUGCAAGAUUGAAGACCUGGGUGACGUGCUGAAGAACCAUUUCAACAUCGAGGAGUUCUCAUCGACUUCAGCACCUGCGCAGGAGCCGGUAGUCCUGCUGGGUCAGAUCGGCUGCGAUAGCAACGGGAAGCUCAACUCCAAGUCUGUGAUCUUGGAGGGGGAUCAGGAACACUCCUUCGGAAUGCAGGUGCCAGUGGACCUCUCCGAACUCCGGGAGUACUCCCUCUUCCCAGGCCAGGUUGUAGUGAUGGGGGGGACCAACAGCACAGGCAGGAGGCUGGUGGCUUCCAGACUCUAUGAGGGGGUGCCACUACCAUUCCACAAACCAAAGGAGCAAUCACAAGAAGAUAUGCUUGAAGGGGCUGGGCAGCACAUGGUUCUCGUGGCCUGUGGCCCCUACACCACCUCGGACAGCAUGAACUAUGAGCCCCUGAUGGACCUGAUUGAAGUUAUCAAGAGGGACCGGCCAGACGUCUGCCUGCUGCUGGGACCUUUCUUGGAUUCCAAGCAUGAACAAGUGGAGAGCGGUCAGCUGACAGCCACGCUGGACGAGGUGUUUCGACGCUGUGUGAAAGCGAUUGUCGAAGGAACCAGAGGCUCUGGCACGCAGCUGGUGUUUGUCCCGUCGCAGCGUGAUGUGCAUCAUGACUUCGUGUUCCCCCAGCCUCCCUUCCACCCGUCCCACCUCUCCCAGCUGUCCGGGGAGGACAGACAGCGUGUUCUCCUGCUCCCUGAUCCCUGCACUCUGGACCUCGGCGGCGUGGUCAUCGGGGUCACCUCCACGGACAUCCUGUUCCACAUGGGGGCCGAGGAGAUCAGCAGUGCUGCUGGUGGGGACCGAUUCAGCAGGAUUCUGAAACACAUUUUGACACAACGAAGUUACUAUCCCCUGUACCCCCCUGCGGAGGAGAUGAAUGUUGACUAUGAGCAGUUCCAGGCCUAUGCACAGCUUCCUGUCACCCCCGACAUCUUCAUCACUCCCUCUGAGCUGCGCUACUUCAUCAAGGACGUGAUUGGCUGUGUCUGUGUGAACCCCGGGCGGCUGACGAAAGGGCAGGUGGGCGGGACAUAUGGCCGCCUCUUUAUCAAGCGGGACGCCUCAUUGGAGCAGGGGAUGGAGAUGAGGAGCCCCUGUGCUGCUGCUGAGGUUGUGAAGAUCUGAGACUAGAAAUUGGACUGUCAAUCACACUGCGCUGCCUCCCGCCACACUUUAAGACUUUUACAACCUGGAGAGAGAACGCGAUCGCCAGCUGAUACCUCAAAUAAAAUUCUGCCACGUUUUGUGUAAUGCAGGUAAAACCCAUGCUUGAGUCUCAACAUCUCUCGGCAUUGUUGUUUUUUCACGCUGCUACACGUUCCAAGUCCCGUAAGUUAAUAAGUCUCCUAUUAUAAGAAAUGUCAUCUCGUGCAGUUUGGGGUUUGUCUGCUCAAACUGAAAUUUCUGUUGUGUCAAGAGACCCUCCACACGACGUAUUAACGUAUUAUAAAUCACAAGAAAGAAGAUUGCACUCUGGAAAUACUGUUAAACAAUACAAUAAAUCAAAUGUAUUUGA